Molecule: messenger RNA, 393 nt
Organism: Cucurbitaria berberidis CBS 394.84
Lineage: Eukaryota; Fungi; Ascomycota; Dothideomycetes; Pleosporales; Cucurbitariaceae
Exons: 1
Coding region: 1-393 (130 amino acids)
Source: RefSeq, a predicted model, not a curated record
AUGUUCGAUGAGGUGAUGCAGAAUGAGGGAUAUCUGAACAUGUCGAACGCGAUUAAUAAGACGAAACCUAUCACUUCGACGAACAACACACCUGUACGAUUGGCCCUCGACGCUGGAGAGACCAUGAACACAACGUUAUCGCUCAACCACACCACUGGCCUCAACAACGGAACAUUGAUUGACCCAUAUUCACCGGAAAUGUUCUAUCGUUGGAGGCUACCUAUGGAGGUGAUCAUUUCCUUGGUAACUUAUGCGCUACAGUAUUGGUGGCUUAUCUUGUUAGAGAGGAUGUUGCCUGCUCGGUCUCGGCCAGAGUAUAAAGAGCGACCGCCCCAGCUUGAAGAGAAGGUGGAAAAUAGCGAAGAUCGAGAGGAAGAAUUCGUCCAGAAAUAG